This is a messenger RNA of Pelmatolapia mariae (spotted tilapia), 1019 nucleotides long. RefSeq names its product CDC28 protein kinase regulatory subunit 1B (gene cks1b). The record is from RefSeq and is a predicted model, not a curated record. Lineage: Eukaryota; Metazoa; Chordata; Actinopteri; Cichliformes; Cichlidae. Gene Ontology annotation, cellular component: SCF ubiquitin ligase complex; cyclin-dependent protein kinase holoenzyme complex. Gene Ontology annotation, biological process: regulation of mitotic cell cycle. Gene Ontology annotation, molecular function: cyclin-dependent protein serine/threonine kinase activator activity; histone binding; protein kinase binding. Bases 141 to 377 code for a protein of 78 amino acids. The transcript is spliced from 4 exons.
GGCUUGCACGCAUUCGGGAGGGAAACAAAGAGAGCAAACAAUUCGUCGCUGUCGGAAGCGAAAGAACUGGAAUAGCUGGCUUUUUUAAAACCUCUGGGAAACUUUGUUAAUUACAAAAAACAAAACAAGAGGGUACCACCAUGUCUCACAAACAGAUCUACUACUCCGACAAAUAUGACGACGAUAAAUACGAGUACAGGCAUGUAAUGCUACCCAAAGAGCUUGCCAAGCGUGUUCCCAAAACCCAUCUUAUGUCGGAGACCGAGUGGAGAAACCUUGGUGUCCAACAGAGUCAAGGAUGGGUGCAUUACAUGAUUCACCAACCAGAGCCGCACAUCUUGCUAUUCCGGCGCCCUCUGCCCAACCCAAAAUCAUAAAGGAGAUUCUCUGGGUCCUUCAGGGACAUCAGUCUACCAUGUCGCAGAUCAACUUAUCACCAUGCUCUGAUUGCCAUGUGGGCUGAUUAUGCUGGACCUGGAGAAGGACUGCUGCAUUUAUGAACAGUGAUUAUGGAAUGGAUUGUGUUGAAGGAAAAAACUAUGACCCGCCUAUUUGGGGAAAAGACUUCUGCAUGUGUUAAGAGCAACACGACGUUUGCCAGAAACCUUCAAUUCAGCUUAAACUGUCCUUUUUUGACUUAACCUGUCCAUCUUGUGAACAUGCUUGGAUUUUUCCAGCUUUUUAGAACAAUUGCUGUAAGAUGUGGGGAGUGAAACUUGAUCAACCAUUUGAGUUAUUCUAAGUGCUUUCUGGGUCGAGCUCUAGCAGAAUAGUUGGAUCCUAAAUUGAGUUGGACUUUGACGCCACAAAUCAAGGUUUCAAAGUCUCAUGUUGCUGCUUGGUUAAAAUGACACUGUAGACUGGCAUUUAAUGACAUUUUGCCAUAUGCAGAUGAGGGAAAGCCUGCAUUUGAGUUGGAUUGAUGCUAGUCUUGAUCCAGUUUUCUCAAGCAUGUGUAUUAGUUCUGGCUUAAUGUCUGGGUCUAUACCAAUGAGCUGCUCAGUAUUUAUGAAACGUUU